AUGCCUACACUUCUUACACAUAUCACGAAAGAGUACAAACACCGUCGUUCACAUGAAAAAUCCAGAAAAGGGUGCUUAAGAUGCAAGAAACAAAGAAAGAAGUGCGACGAAGUGCUCCCUGUUUGCACACGUUGCAAGAAGCGGAACCAUGAGUGCCAAUAUGUUUUCCAAGACGAGCGCUUCAGGCAAAAAUCCAAAAACACCAGCCCUGAAUCGGAUUUGCUUGCACCAGAAAUCCCAGCUCUGGGAUAUUUAAGUCUCACUGAAGCCAGCCCAAGGAGCUUCGAAGCACGCUCCGACGAUGCGUGUUCUAGCAUUUCAGGUUUCACCCCCAUAUCACCAUAUCUUGCUUCGGGAGUUUCGGAGAGGCCACCGGUGUCUCAUGCUUUGAAUUCUGAGGAGCUUGAGCUAUUAAGUCACUACAUUACACAUACCAGUCGCGUCAUCCCGUUCGAUUUAGAAGAUCUAUACGUUCUGCAUAUAGGGAUUCCAAAUCUUGCUUUUGGCAGCAGGCCUGUAAUGGGCUCCAUACUUGCUUUAUCGGCAGUUUGUAAGUGCUACGAUAUUUUAAAGCAGUCGCCAGCGCCUCUGGAGAGGUUAGAGGAAAUACAAAGGCUGCUUGCCCUAGCAGAUCAACAUCACACAACAUCACUUCACCAGCUACAGGCAGCUAUUUAUGAUGAUCUCUGUGAUACUGUUUUGGCUAAUGCUGCGUUGAUGGUGAUGUAUGCAUUGUCUGGCCACUGUAUUCGAGUCUUGCUAGCUAAAAAAGCGAAGCGAGCUGGGAAAACACUAUCAACCGAUAUGUUACCAAUGCAGUCACAGUGGAUAACGUCAAUACGUGCUGCUUCCGUGGCGUACCUUGGGUUAUUAAACAGUACAUGCGGUGACGUGGGAGACGAGUUGUUGAGCCCAACGUCGAGUUUGGAAAAAGAUGAUCCCUCACCUUCAACCAGCUUGCGUGGCGAUGAGGUUUAUUAUCCUGAAGACGGCCCUUCAGAGGAGACGAAGCAGCUAUUACUCCCAAUAGUGUCUGCUACAUACAGCGCCGCUUUGGAGAAACUCGACGCACGAGCGCAGGCCGUCUGCAUUGAAGAAAGCGACUUAAGCAUUCACGAUCAAAAUAUUCAUAAUUCCGAUCUCCAAGCAUGCCUUACGUCUCUUAAGCUUCUGGAAGAACUUUUUGCGGCGGUGUUCUCUACCGGCCAACCAAGACCAGAAACCUCACACACGUCGCAUGCUGCAUUAGGUUUCUCUCAUUUUGGAAAACUAGACAAAGCCUCUCCAUGGCUGCGGAAAUAUUUGGCUUCCGUGACAUCCGCCACGCCAUCUAAACUACUGAGACGAACCAUAAUGGCUUAUGUUAAUCACGUACCAAUUGAGUAUCUCCAGCUUGUUCAAUCAGCCCUAGAUUACAUGCCUGUGGCAGUAAAGCAAACUGAUUCCAAUUCUCUCAACCAAGUUGUACCACUAAGUGCAGCCCAACGACUGGCUAUGAAUAUCUUUGCGCACUGGUUGGUUCUCGUUAUGCUUUUAGAUGGUGUGUGGUGGAUUGGUGGCAUUGGACAAUGGGAACUGGGCCGGAUACUCUCAUUUGCAGAAAAUCAAGGCUGGGCUCCAGAAUCUACAGGGACAGAUGGGACUUGGUGGCCGGAAAGCAUGUAUGCAGUUCAGAAGGCAAUCGCCGAGCGCAUAGAAUAA
Molecule: messenger RNA, 1701 nt
Organism: Trichoderma asperellum CBS 433.97
Lineage: Eukaryota; Fungi; Ascomycota; Sordariomycetes; Hypocreales; Hypocreaceae
Biological process (GO): regulation of transcription by RNA polymerase II
Molecular function (GO): DNA-binding transcription factor activity, RNA polymerase II-specific; zinc ion binding
Source: RefSeq, a predicted model, not a curated record